Messenger RNA from Onychomys torridus (southern grasshopper mouse), 1343 nucleotides. RefSeq names its product mitochondrial ribosomal protein L47 (gene Mrpl47). Gene Ontology annotation, molecular function: structural constituent of ribosome. Gene Ontology annotation, biological process: mitochondrial translation. NCBI's taxonomy places the organism in Eukaryota, Metazoa, Chordata, Mammalia, Rodentia, Cricetidae. The transcript has 8 exons. Gene Ontology annotation, cellular component: mitochondrial large ribosomal subunit; mitochondrial ribosome. Bases 233 to 982 code for a protein of 249 amino acids. The record is from RefSeq and is a predicted model, not a curated record.
GAGUCUCAGCGUUCCUGAAGGCUGCCGGCUCCUUAGUAAAUCCCAAGGCCCCCGCUGGUUCCGGAUUUACUUGUUACAAUGGAAGAAGCACCUAAAAAUGUUAUUCUAAAAUAUAAUUGUGGGGUUCAGCAAGAUGGCUCAGGAGGCAUGCCUGUUGACCUCAGUGUGACCCCAAGAACCUAUGUAGCAGAAGCUGGAUGCAGUAGCACACAUCUGUGAUGUCAGCAUUCCUAUGCCCAGACAGGAGCAGAAAAAAGAGAAACACCCAAAAGCUUUCAAACUGCUAACCUGGAGUAUUCAGCAGAGCAGCAUUAAACUAGAGACUGCUUCAACAAGGUUUUCUUUUAGUUUGAACACACCACAUGUCACAUCUUUUUUCCAGUGUAAAUUACUUCAUACCACAUUGUCAAGGAAAGGACUAGAAGAAUUUUUUGAUGACCCAAAGAAUUGGGGGGAAGAAAAGGUCAAAUCUGGAGCUUCAUGGACCUGCCAGCAGCUAAGGAACAAAAGUAAUGAAGACUUACAUAAACUUUGGUAUGUCCUUCUGAAGGAAAGAAACAUGCUUCUAACUCUAGAGCAGGAGGCCAAGAGACAGAUAUUGCCAAUGCCAAGUCCAGAGCGGUUACAAAAGGUUGUUGACUCCAUGGAUGCCUUAGAUAAAGUUGUCCAGGAGAGGGAAGAUGCGCUAAGGCUUCUUCAGACUGGUCAAGAAAAAGCAAGACCUGGUGCUUGGAGAAGGGACAUCUUCGGACGAAUUAUCUGGCACAAAUUCAAGCAGUGGCCUCUACCUUGGUACCUAAAUAAAAGAUACAACAGGAAACGCUUCUUUGCAAUGCCUUAUGUGGAUCACUUUGUCAGAUUGAGACUUGAGAAACAUGCCCGAAUUGAAGCAAGAAAGAAAAGUUUACAGAAAAAGAAAGAAAAAUUUCUUCAGGCCAAGUUCCCACAUCUCUCUCAAGACCAGAAGUCAAGUACUGUCUAAGAUGAGAUCCAGAAGUCCAGUUGUUCUUACGGCAGUCUGUGUCCUGACAUGACUAUGUCAAGCAGUGAUAAAGAAAUGCUCCUAUUCAAAUGACAUGAGUUGUUCUUGGGGAUAACAUAGCAUGUUAAUUAACUCUGGAAGUGCUGCUGCUUCUAAUAAAAACAGGCAGAGUUCAGGUUCAGUUUCCACCGAACAGGUCCUGACAUCUAAGCAGGCUUAAUACCACCUGGCAUCUUUGCACAAAUCUGAUGCUAGCUGCCAGUAAUGCUAGCACCGAAGUCAGUUUGUGGAUGCUGUUUUCACCAUUACUGUUGGGGGGGUGGGGGGCUGGAAAGAUGCCUUAAUGGUUAAGAGCAUUAGU